Molecule: messenger RNA, 453 nt
Organism: Penaeus monodon (black tiger shrimp)
Lineage: Eukaryota; Metazoa; Arthropoda; Malacostraca; Decapoda; Penaeidae
Product: 104 kDa microneme/rhoptry antigen-like
Exons: 2
Coding region: 1-453 (150 amino acids)
Source: RefSeq, a predicted model, not a curated record
AUGGGGGUUCCAUCACAAAGACCACGACUUCCGCCCUCCAAGCUCGCCCGCCUCGCCUCGCCCAAGUCCCCUUCGCACGCCCGCGACGACCAACACAAGUCUCCCAAAACGCCGCAGUCCGCGGGCGUGCCGUCCUCGCCCACGUCCCCCGCCCCACACACACCCAAGAUACCCAAGAGUCCGCCGGCGACACCCACACCCGCGCAGGAAACAGUGAAGGGCAUCCCCGAGACGCCCGAGUCGCCGGCCUCGACGCCGCACGUCAACGGCGACGUGCUGGUGGCGCCCGACCCGACUUACUGGUACCAGCGGAACCCCCUGGCGGACGAGAUAUUCAUCACCGACGUGACGGCCAACCUGAUCACGGUGACCAUCCGCGAGUGCAAGACGCGCCAGGGCUUCUUCAAGGGCUCUACGGACGAGAACCAGAACUCGCAGUCGUCCAUCAAAUGA